AAUUGUUCGAAAUGGAGGUUAGCACGGGUGACGUGGUGAUGCCGGGUGAUAAUUUGAAAGAUAUCAAGUCGAUCAAAAAGGAAGGCAAAAACGAGAGGGAAAACGUGAUCCUAGGACCUGGACUGCGCCGCGAAGGCGACAAAGUAUACGUUUGCAAAGCUGGUAUCCUGAAAAAACGUGAACCGGCCGUAUAUUACGUGGACAGUUAUCAGAAACGGUACAUUCCUAUUCGAGGCGAGAACGUGGUCGGUAUAGUGACGCAGAAAAGCGGCGAUAUUUAUAAAGUGGAUGUGGGUGGAAGCGAACAGGCAACACUCUCCUACCUGGCCUUCGAGGGCGCGACGAAAAAAAAUCGGCCCGACCUGCAGGUCGGCGACGUGGUGUACGCAAAGAUGUUGGUCGCCAGCAAGGACAUGGAGCCUGAAUUAGUAUGUGUGGAUUCUCAGGGCAAGGAGAACGAACUCGGUGUACUCAGCUCGGACGGCAUGGUAUUCACUUGCUCACUGAGCCUCGUGAGGAAAUUGCUCAAUCCUGAGUGUCCAUUGUUUAGGAUAUUGGGUCGGAGUCAGGCAUACGAACUUGCCGCUGGAAUGAAUGGCAGGAUAUGGAUUAAGGCGCGAUCAGUUCGAGAGACAAUAGCAGCAGCGAAUGCUAUUCUGGCUGCGGAAUACACACUACCUAGUGAAAUGCAAAAACUUUGUGCUAGAAUUGAGAAAACAUUGCUUCUGGCAGCAUAAUUGCAAUUCACUGGAAAGUUCACUAGACUUUCAAGUGUUGAGAUCAGAAAUAAUUAAAAAUAGAAUAAUAAAAAUAGAAUAAUAAAUAAAAAUAGAAUAAUAUAUUAGACUCAAAAAGAAGUUUUGGUAUUUUUCAAAUAAAAAAUAUAAAAGUUUUGAAGCCGAUUCUAUUUAACAUGUAGAGAAUAAUGAUCACUCUCUAUUAUCAAUGAUGAUUACAUUUAUUGUAUUAAUAUCUGUAAUGAAUUUUGUAAAUAAAUCUGGAAGUUUUCUUAUAAUGGAUAUUUUAUAUAAGAUUAUAUUGUAGCAUAACAACCACUGUGACAACCAUCCUGUGAUAGUAUAUUAAAACUAUAGAUACAAUUAUCAUUAAACAGUAUCAUUGUACACAUGCACAUCGACGGAAAUGAUGAAGUAUAAGGUGUUAGGCGCAAAAUGAUAUAAUUGAUAAUCGCAUUUGACAGUUAAGAGUAGGAGUAAAAGAACUUCACAGAAAAUUCAACAUUUAAUUUCGCUCUAACAAAAAGGAACGACAAUUUUCGAUGACAUUCGAAUGUUAUGCUAGUAAUCGCAAACUGUAUCAAUAUAUAAAGUACAGAGCGCUUAUGAUAAUUUUUAUUAUAAUUUUUCGCUGAUAUGUACCUAAAUGUAAUAACGCUUUCAUUGGUUUGCUCGAGAGAGCUGAUUAUAUAUGCAUAGUCUAGACAAUGAUUUGCACUCAAACACAACCUUUACGCUCUCUCUCUCUCUCUGUAGAAAAUUAUGUUCAAAAUGUCUAAUUCGUUUUUGCUUAAUCAAAAUUACAUAAGAGAUGUCUUUGUACUUGGUGGAAUGUAUUCAUUGCCAUCACUUUCUAAUUAAACAUAUGCGAGAAAAUCAUUGGCAAAACAAUCUAAGGAACAUUCUAAAGAAAUCUUUACUGUUUUAAUAAAAAAGUAAUAGAAUGACACACAAAAUUAUUAUCUUUAAAUAAAUAAAUAUAUACAUACAGCAUAUUUAAAAG
Molecule: messenger RNA, 1740 nt
Organism: Cataglyphis hispanica
Lineage: Eukaryota; Metazoa; Arthropoda; Insecta; Hymenoptera; Formicidae
Gene: Rrp40
Product: exosome complex component RRP40
Exons: 2
Coding region: 12-737 (241 amino acids)
Biological process (GO): nuclear polyadenylation-dependent rRNA catabolic process; exonucleolytic trimming to generate mature 3'-end of 5.8S rRNA from tricistronic rRNA transcript (SSU-rRNA, 5.8S rRNA, LSU-rRNA); TRAMP-dependent tRNA surveillance pathway
Cellular component (GO): cytoplasmic exosome (RNase complex); nuclear exosome (RNase complex)
Molecular function (GO): RNA binding
Source: RefSeq, a predicted model, not a curated record